Messenger RNA from Dermatophagoides pteronyssinus (European house dust mite), 3381 nucleotides. RefSeq names its product Serine/threonine-protein kinase Tao (gene Tao). The record is from RefSeq and is a predicted model, not a curated record. NCBI's taxonomy places the organism in Eukaryota, Metazoa, Arthropoda, Arachnida, Sarcoptiformes, Pyroglyphidae. Gene Ontology annotation, cellular component: cytoplasm. Gene Ontology annotation, molecular function: ATP binding; protein serine/threonine kinase activity. Gene Ontology annotation, biological process: protein phosphorylation.
CUUUUUUCCCCUUUUAAUUUACUUACCAUCACAAUGGUUAUGAUGGUCAUGUCAAAGUUUUGAAAUCUGUAUUUAAUGAAAUCAGGAACAAACAAAAAAAAAUUACUGAUUCAUUCAUUCAUGUAUUAUUAUUCAUAAAGAAAGAGAUGAUUAUCGAUGAUUAAAUGAACAAUUUCUGUUCAACCAGAUUAAUUCCAAAAUAUCCUGAUCACAUUCGCUCACAUACUUGUAUUCAAUUCAUUCUGGUGUGACGAUAGUGUUGAUCAUCUCUUUCAGUACAAGUCAUUUAUUGUCAUUUUUCAAUUUCAAAAAAAUCGACACAAUGCCAACACAUUUCAGACUCGGUCAUCUUAAAGAUCCCGAAAUCGCACAAUAUUUUGAUAAAGAAGAUCCUGAAAAAAUAUUCACCGAUCUUCGUGAAAUUGGACAUGGAAGCUUCGGUGCCGUUUAUUACGCUCGAAAUGUCAUUACAAAAGAAGUGGUCGCCAUUAAAAAGAUGUCCUUCACUGGCAAACAAUCUACAGAAAAAUGGCAAGAUAUCUUAAAGGAAGUAAAAUUUCUUAAAACCUUAAAAAAUCGUAAUACUAUCGACUAUAAAGGAUGCUAUCUAAAAGAUCAGACAGCAUGGUUAGUGAUGGAAUAUUGUCUUGGAUCAGCAUCCGAUAUCAUUGAAGUGCACAAAAAACCAUUGAGGGAAGAAGAAAUAUCUGCUAUUUGUCAUGAUUCUCUCAAAGGCCUCGAAUAUUUACAUUCACAAAGUCGUAUACAUCGUGAUGUAAAGGCGGGCAACAUUUUACUUACCGAAAAUGGCGCAGUCAAAUUAGCCGAUUUCGGUUCAGCAUCGAUAAUCUCGCCUGCCAAUUCAUUUGUCGGUACGCCAUAUUGGAUGGCACCCGAAGUUAUUCUAGCCAUGGAUGAAGGUCAAUAUGAUGGUAAAGUAGAUGUUUGGUCAUUGGGCAUAACCUGUAUAGAAAUGGCGGAACGAAAACCACCAUAUUUUAAUAUGAACGCUAUGAGUGCCUUAUAUCAUAUUGCCCAAAAUGAUUCACCUACUUUAAGCUAUGCCGGAUCUAUUGAUUGGACCGAUUUAUUUCGAAACUUUGUCAAUUCUUGCCUGAAAAAGAAUCCUAAUGAACGACCAACAUCAAGUGCAAUGUUGAAGCACUCAUUCAUAACCAGACCACGUUCGCACACAGUGAUCAUGGAUUUAAUCAAUCGAACAAAGACGGCUGUCCGUGAAUUAGAUAAUCUGAAUUAUCGUAAAAUGAAAAAAAUAUUAAUGGCCGAUAAUCGCAAUUCAGAUCUUCAAAGUCAAAGUUCUCAAGUUGAUUAUGAAAGUGAUAUAAAUGAAGAAGUCAUACAACAUAAUAGCCGCAAUAAUGCUAACAACAAUAAUAAUCGCAAUAAAGCCGGCAACAGCAAUAUGAACAACUAUUCUCAUCAUCAUCAACAACAGCAACAUUCUUAUUAUCAGAAUCAUCAACAAUACCAUGGAUCAAAAAAUCAAUCUCCACAACAGCAGCAGCCAAAUUAUCAAAAUCAACAACCAUUAUAUGGAAAUAUUGUCAAUAAUUAUAAUAAUAACGGUAAAAGUAAUAGUGUGGCUAGCUAUAAUAGCCGACAAAGUACAAGCCAAAUUAGCAUAUGUAGUCAAAGCAGUAGUACGAGUAGCAUACCAACUGCUAAUAAUUGUGUAAAUGAUGUCGAUGCUUAUCGUAAUCCAAUAACGAUCCGGCGUGAAAGUACAAGUUCGAGCACAGGUGGAGGUGGCAUUUCUAAUCAGACAAAUCGAAUCAGUCCAUCGAAUUCUUCGGCCAGCAUAAAUAGCACUGAAUUGGGUGCCAAUAAUUUUGCUACCUUACGUACUACUUCGAUUGUUACUAGGCAAUUAAAAGAACAUGCCCGGGAUAAUCAGCUACAAGAACAAAUGUCCGGUUAUAAACGGAUGCGUCGCCAACAUCAGAAAGCAAUCAUGCAGCUAGAAGAUAAAUGUCGACAAGAAUUUGAAGAACAGCAACAAAAAUUAGACAAAGAAUAUGAUGCAUUAUUACAGCAAUUCAAAAAGGAUCUGGAAAAACAAAUCACCAAACAACAGCAAGAAUUAGAAAAAAAGUCAAAAGUCAAUUCAACACAACAACGUAAGAUUGGCAAAUCGAUACUAAACACACAAAAAGACGAAUUCAGCCGCGCACAGAUUCAACAAAAACGUGAAUUCAAAUGUGUCAAAGAUAGACUGAAACGUGAAUACCCACACGAUGAAUACAAAAUGCGGUUAGAACAAGUGCAAAGAGAUCAACAUCUUAAAUUACAAAAUCUACAACAACAGAAUGACGAAUAUUUUAAAUUGGAAAUACGAAAAUUUCGUCGCCGUAAGCAAAUUCAAUUUCAUCAACUAGAAAGGGAAAUGUUACGCGAUGAGCUUAAUAAACGACAAAGUCAAUUGGAACAUGCACAUGAGAUGUUAAUGCAACAUCAUGAUAUAUUCCAAGAUCUUCAAUAUCAACAGCAAAAAGCUAUCCAUCAAUUACGUGAGGAGCAAAUUCGUAAUCAGCAUUCGAUUGAAUUAGCCAAUCAACAGGAAUACAUUGAUCGACGAUUGAAAGAAUUACGUAAAAAGCACGCAAUGGAAGUGAAGCAACAACCAAAAAGUCUCAAACAAAAAGAAUUACAGAUACGAAAACAAUUCCGUGAAACGUGUAAAACACAAACACUUCAGUAUAAGGCCUGGAAGGAACAAAUAUUGAGUUCCACACCAAAAGAUGAACAGAAAAAUGUCAUCAAAAAAUUGAAAGAAGAACAAGUUCGAAAGUUACAGAUUUUAGGCGAACAAUAUGAACAAAGCAUAGCAGAUAUGCUUCAAACACAAUCGAUACGAUUGGAUGAAGCACAAGAACAAGAAGAAAAUGAACUAAGAAAUCAACUUGAUCAAGAGCUUGAAUCGUUGAGAGCUUUUCAAAGCAAAAUCCGAUUAAAUGCCGAAGCACAACGUGCCAAAGAACGUGGUGAACUAGAAGAAAGAGUCCGUAUCGAUAAGAUGAAAUUGGAGAAAAAGAUGGAAGAUGAACGUCAACAAUUUCAGAAUGAACGAAAUGAACGUAAACGUUUAUUACUUGAACGUCAAGCACAGGAAAUUGAAAAAUUUGAUCUAGAAAGCACACAAAUGGGCUUCAAUGCUUUGGCCAUUGCAGAUGCAUCCACUGAGCCAUACCCACAAUUUAUGGAUAACGAUGAUUCUGCCAGUGUUAGCGGCAGUUUAUUAUCGCUUGCUCAUAGUAAUAGCGCAACGUCUUUCACUCAUACUGCCCUAUAGCAUUCUACAUUUUUCCAAAUUUCCUCAUUGUUUUGCCAAAUAUAAUGAAAAUUCGCUAUUCUGUUAGAACA